This is a messenger RNA of Oncorhynchus masou masou (cherry salmon), 443 nucleotides long. RefSeq names its product collagen alpha-1(XIV) chain-like. The record is from RefSeq and is a predicted model, not a curated record. The annotation marks the transcript as partial. NCBI's taxonomy places the organism in Eukaryota, Metazoa, Chordata, Actinopteri, Salmoniformes, Salmonidae. The transcript is spliced from 6 exons.
AGAGGUGGACCAGUUGGACAGAGGGGCCUGCCUGGGAAGGAUGGACCACAAGGACAGCAGGGUACGACAGGGCCCAUGGGCAGUCCUGGAGCCCCCGGGGCCCCUGGUGGAAGUGGCUCUCCUGGACCGCUGGGAGACCAGGGACCACCUGGCCCUGCUGGUACCAAAGGAGACAAGGGUGAACGGGGAGACCUGCAGUCUCAAGCUACCGUCAGAGCCUUAGCACGCCAAGUGUGUGAACAACUGAUUCAGAGUCACAUGUCUCGCUACAGCUCCAUCCUGAACCAGAUCCCCAGCCAGUCAGUGUCUGUGAGGACGGUACCGGGACCUCUCCAGGAGAGCCCGGUCGCAGGGGUCUGCCAGGGCCACAGGGAGAGGGGGGCCCACAGGCAGACCAGGGUUCCCUGGGACCAACGGACAGGAUGGACGACCGGGGGAGAGAG